AUGAACGGCAACUUGCACAGAGAAACAGGCAAUUAUGUCCGGCCUUUUCGCCCCUCUUGCGACCCACAACGGCUUCUGUCUCCUGUUCGCCAGGGCCUUCGUCGUCCUUCUGCCCUGGCGCCUCCGAGCUUCUACGGGGCGCCUGCGGGGAAUCUGGGGGGCGGUCCUGAGUGCGGAGUGGCAGGUUCAGGCCUUCGAGGCGCGACGCCUUCGUGGUCAGGGAUUGUGUCGGAACGUCGUCGCGCAUCCGUUGCUUCUGUCCCUCCUUCCUUUCCAGCUUCUCCGCCGCCUCCUUUCCCGCUGUCGCCAUCCUUCAGCCUUCCGUGUCCGUCUGCCGCGCAUCACCUGCCUCCUUCUCCGUACUUUUCUGGCUGCGCCCCUGGAGCCUCUUGCCCCGCGACUCAUCAAACGAGAAGCGACGUCAAAGCCCGCAGCGACAGGCUGCUUCACAUUCUUCAACGUCGCAGCUCCCACCACUGCAACCACAGCAGACAGCAGCGGUCGCUGUCUCCGACAAGAAAGGCAGGCGUCGGGGCGCGGACUUCGCCUGUCCUCAGGAAGGGGGCACCUGUCUCUUCUGCGAACGCGCCGCGUCUUCUGCCCUUGUCUGCUUGGCCAGGUGGCUCACAUCCUGUGCUUCCUGGGAUGAGCCAGCAAGGGUCACGCAGCAACGAGGGCGAGGCAAAUUCAGGAAGACACAAAGAACUUCUUGAGGUACCAGUGAAGGGACGAGGUUCGCUAGAAGGUCAGUACUUCCCUCGAAAUGUCGUCUGGGGACAGCCUGGUAGGAUGGAAGACGGCAACAGAUUUGUCGCCUCCGUUGGCAGCCCAAUUCGGACCAGGGAAGGAGGUAUCGCCGGGUCGAGGUUAGGGCCUUUCGGAGCCAAACAUAUAAUUCUCACCAAGCUUAUCGACAACCUCGAACUCGCCAGGAGGCAACUGAAGCCUCAUAGAGAGAUAGAGAAGAAUCGUGUGUCUGCGUCUUUAUCGGCGGUUCCUCCCACCGCAGCUCCCGCGAGCGACGGUGAAACGACUGCUGAACGAGAGGGUGGAAAUGAGACAACUGAGAAAGAGGGCUCUCCAAUUGAGUCUUCAGGGUGUUCACAGAGAGAAGGACCGAGCCUCGUGGCCCGUUCAGUCGAGUUACCAGUGGGAGUGGAGCUGAGAUGCAACUCUCGCAUCGUGUCUGCUGACAAUGCAGCCUCAUCUAAACUCGCCGUCAGCGGUGAAGAAGUCGUAAAGGAUCGUUCAACGUUUGGGGUAUCUGGGGAAAAUGAACAUGCAGAGUAUUCUUCCUCAUCCGACAGCGUCAACCAUGCGAAUGGAGAACGGCAUGAGCGGGGCGACCAUAGGAAGCAAGAGCGAAAAAAAGCAACGAACCAACGAGGCUGUGACGUGAGCCUGUCCUCGAGUGACGGAGAACGGUCGAAGGCAAAGGUGAACGAGAAGAGACACCGAAGGAAGUCGAAUUCGCAUGGGAAGGAGAAAGGUUCUGUUCGGCGUCAUCGCGGCGAGGAAACACUCAUGUCCUUCGAUAGUUCGCUCAGCCGACGCGUCUCUGCAGAUUUUCUUCGUUCCGCUUCAGUCGCGUAUGCCGCUCCACCUCUAAGAAGAGACAAACGGGCCGAUGGACCUUCAUUUGGAUCUCUUCACUCGUCCAAUUUUGACGUUUCCGAGAGGAGAGCUCCAAGGAGCGAAAAUGACUUACCAGAUAUCGAGCAAGCGGAGACUGCAAUGGCGCGCGAGUGGGCUGCCCUCGGGCGCGAUAAAUUAAGUUCAUUGCCGUCUGCAUCUCGUCUCCACCCUUCCGCCAGUGGACUGUUUGGAGAAGAAAUCCGGAAGAUGGGGAAGAACGAGAAAGACAUGGAGCAAGUGAUACUCGCUCGAGAGGCACGAACGGAAGACAACAUGCAAGUGCGCAAAUCAGCACGACUGGAUUGCUUGCAGCAGCAAGAAUUAGAUCUCUUGGAUCUCAUUGAACGGCGUAUCAAGAAACAGCAGGAACAAAAUCGCAAAAACUGA
This is a messenger RNA of Toxoplasma gondii ME49, 2022 nucleotides long. RefSeq lists its product as hypothetical. The transcript is spliced from 5 exons. The record is from RefSeq and is a predicted model, not a curated record. The coding region runs from base 1 to 2022 and encodes 673 amino acids. Lineage: Eukaryota; Apicomplexa; Conoidasida; Eucoccidiorida; Sarcocystidae.